UUUUCAUUCUGUCCUCUGCUGACACUAUCUGAACAGUUUUCCCACGGGGUGACAGCUAGUGCUAGAAAAGCGACUGGUGCAAAGAGGAGAAGAAAAAUGGAGUUAGUUGCUGCUGCUCUAUUAACCAUCAUCCUGGGUGCUGUUCUCAGGCUAGUUUUAUUUCGUUCCAGAAACAGCCUUGAACCACCAUACAUCUCUGGCUGGAUCCCUUGGGUAGGAGCUGCCAUACAGUUUGGCAGAGCUCCCCUGACAUUUAUAGAGCAAGCCACACUCAAGUAUGGCCCCGUAUUCACAGUCUAUUUGUUGGGGAAACGAUAUACCUUUCUUACAGAAGAAGAAGGGUUUCAAGUCUUUUUUACAUCUAAAAAUGCAGAUUUUGAGCAGGCAGUACAAAAGUCUGUCCAGCAUGCAGUUUCUGUUCCUGAAGAAAUCUUCUACAAGAAUAGGAAAAACCUUUAUAUCAUGAUGAAGGGGAAAAUGUCUGCCUCCAAUGUUCAUGAAUUAUCUGACAAUCUUUGUCAUGAGUUCCAAAAAUGUAUGGUGGAUUUAGGUUCUGAGGGUACAGAGGAGCUCAGAGAUCUUGUAAGGCAUAUAAUGUUUCCACCGGUAGUGAAUAUCCUGUUUGGAAAAGACAUAUUUUUGACAACCAAGGAUAAUGUCAAAGAAUUUGAAGAACACUUUCAGAACUAUGAUAACGACUUUGAAUACGCUACCCAGCUUCCUGAAUAUUUUAUGAAGAAGUGGUCUAAAUCCAAAAAGUGGCUCCUCAAAAGUUUUGAAAAGGUUGUGUUAUAUGCAAAUAAAACAAAUCCUCCAGAUGGUUCUUAUAAGACAACAUACCAGGAGCUCCUGGAUACCUUGCAAGGAAAAGACUUCAGUGCUAACUAUGGUCUUUUACUCCUCUGGGCAUCGCAAGCAAAUGCAGUUCCUGUUGCAUUCUGGACCCUUGCGUUUAUUCUGUCCUGUCCUCCUUUCUACAAAAAUGUCAUGAAGGAGCUAGAAUCUGUUUAUGGCAGAGCAGCAAAAGAAGUUGUCAGCGUAUCUGAAGAUGAUCUUAAGAACCUCCCAUUUAUCAAGUGGUGCAUUUUGGAGACAAUGCGGUUAAGAGCACCAGGUGCCAUUGUCAAGAAAGUAACAAAUCCUAUAAAUGUUCAGAAUUUUGUUAUUCCUACUGGUGACCUGCUGGUGAUGUCUCCGUAUUGGUUUCAUAGAAACCCACAAUAUUUUCCCGAACCCAACACUUUUAAGCCAGACCGUUGGAAGGAAGCAAAUUUAGAGAAAAAUCAAUUCUUGGAAGGCUUUGUAGCAUUUGGAAGCGGAGCACACCAGUGUCCUGGGAGGUGGUUUGCUAUCAUGGAAAUUCAUAUUCUAGUUGUUUUGUUCCUCUGCAAAUAUGAAUGUAGUCUUUUGGAUCCACUACCGAAAGAGAGCCCUCUCCACUUGGUGGGCACACAACAACCCGAGGGACCAUGCAGAAUUCAUUAUAAAUUGAGAACAUAAGCAUGAUGCCCAAUCCAGUUCCUUACUAGUGCUACAAAAGUGAAAAGUCAUUGAUCCCCUGUGCUACGUUUUGUUUGCAAAUAGUUCCCAGAUUUGAAAAUAGAACUUCGAGUAUAUUGUACAACAAAUGCCUUUUUAGAUAAUGCUAAUGUUAUGUGCAUGAUCAGGCAUUGAAUUUUUGCUGUAGUUUGUAAGCUGCCCUGAAUCCCCUUCGGGGUGAGAAGGGUGAUUUAUAAAUAUAGUAAAUAAAUAGAUAAAUGUUUUCUGAUUUUCAA
This is a messenger RNA of Anolis sagrei ordinatus, 1775 nucleotides long. RefSeq names its product cytochrome P450 family 39 subfamily A member 1 (gene CYP39A1). Gene Ontology annotation, biological process: bile acid biosynthetic process; cholesterol homeostasis. The record is from RefSeq and is a predicted model, not a curated record. Gene Ontology annotation, molecular function: heme binding; oxysterol 7-alpha-hydroxylase activity; steroid 7-alpha-hydroxylase activity. Lineage: Eukaryota; Metazoa; Chordata; Lepidosauria; Squamata; Anolidae.